Molecule: messenger RNA, 901 nt
Organism: Saccostrea cuccullata (small rock oyster)
Lineage: Eukaryota; Metazoa; Mollusca; Bivalvia; Ostreida; Ostreidae
Product: mycothiol acetyltransferase-like
Exons: 4
Coding region: 171-512 (113 amino acids)
Molecular function (GO): acyltransferase activity, transferring groups other than amino-acyl groups
Source: RefSeq, a predicted model, not a curated record
AAUUUGAUUAAGGAAAAUUAUAGGUGAGAUAUUAAAUAGUAUUUGCUGGUAUAAUGUAUAUUAAAAAGAUGCAAACUUCUCUCUUUUUAGUGAUCCUGGACCACAAUAAUAUUGUAAAUUAGAAAUAUUACUUACAUUAUUUUUUCUCUUAUAGAGAUAGGGACCAGGACAUGCCUCAGUUAGGAUGCAGAGAUUCUAUUGGGUUUUUAUGGCUUAACUGUGGCCUCUCAGAUGAGGGUACUCCACAAGGAAAAUGUUAUGUAGACCACAUAGCAGUGGAUGCCAGAUUUAGAGGUAGAGGAAUAGGAAAGGUCCUGUUAGAAAUGGCGGAAAUAGAUGCCAAAAGAAGAGGAUGUAGGGCUAUAUAUCUUUGGGUGGCGACCAGCAAUCGAGCCCAGCACCUGUAUGAGAGACAGGGAUACAGAAAAAUGGAACAAUACUCAUUGUGUGGCUUACUCUGGUGUCAGACUGGUGAAAAAGAAUUUGCACGGAUGGAAAAGAUUCUGAUGUAAAGAAAAUGAUGAAAACAAUAUAUCUGCGACAACCAAAGAAACUUUUUAACCAAGUUGAUCUACACUGGCACAAAGUGCCAAGUUAACAAUGCUUUCCUUUUUGUUAACUGCUGUUGUCUGUAUCCCUUGUCUUACCUGCAUCUGUAACUGGUUUAUGUUUGAGAUAAAAACCAAAGUUUGGCUAUUUUAUAUUGCAAUUUUUCAAGAUUAUCAGGGAUGUAGAAUAUUUGGUAAAAAAAAAGUUUUUUUUAAAAAUUCUCUUAUAUUUUAUGCUAACCUGAUCCAAAAUUUGUCCGUUGUCUGUCGUCAUCAUUGUUCUUGUCAUCAUUGUCAUAUAAACUUUUCACAUUUUCAUCUUCCUCUGUAGAACUACUCGACCAAUUUCAUAU